AUGGCAAGCCGCGGCAGCUUCACUGGUUCCGAAUUCUCGGAGGAAGAGUUGGAGCUGAGUCUGCAUGCUCAGGUUGAUGAUGACAGUGUUGAUGGCAGCCUGGAAGGUCCCUUCCCUAACAGCGAAAGUCCCAGCAGUGGCCACAGUGAGGCAGAGGAAGGCAGAGUCAAGAAGCGCAGCAGGCCGGUCCGCUCCAAGGCCCGCAGGAUGGCUGCCAAUAUUCGAGAGAGGAAGCGUAUUCUGGAUUACAACCAGGCUUUCAAUGCUCUGCGAGUGGCACUGAACCAUGACUUGAGCGGCAAGCGGCUCUCCAAGAUUGCCACUCUGCAGAGGGCCAUCAACCGGAUUUCUGCGCUGUCAGUGUUCCUCAGCAACAACCCGCCUGCUGGAGUUGGCAAAGCUUGCAACCACCGUGAAUGCCACAUUCCACCUGCUGCUGGACUCAGGCCAGAAGCUGGGCAAGUGCCUCCUGGAACUUCUACACACCUGGAGCCUCAGGGGUACACUCCUUGGCACCAACCAAUGGGGCACCAGAUGCAGAGUCCCUUGAGCAUGCAUAGAAUAUCUUCUGAGCAGCACGUUUACAUGGAAAGCUUGAGGCACAUGGGCCCUCCCUGUCCUCCAUCGCCACACUAUUCUUGCUAUUCUCCUGAGGCCCAGCUCUACUCAGCCAGUGGUACCUGCGGGAGUCCUAUCAGUGACGCUACAAGUCCUCCUAGAUUUGGACGACUGGGGGAAGGGUUUGGCUAUCAGCCCGCGGUUUGGGGCUCUUGUUCCCAGGGCCACAUGGAUGGCUAUGGGGAGCCACCUCAGACUUUCCCCUUCUCUUGGCACAUGAACUACCUCCAGGACUCAGGCCCACAACACUGUUACCCAAUGCUGUGAUGCA
This is a messenger RNA of Pygocentrus nattereri (red-bellied piranha), 889 nucleotides long. It is a transcript of the gene bhlha9, whose product is annotated as basic helix-loop-helix family, member a9. Bases 1 to 885 code for a protein of 294 amino acids. The transcript has a single exon. Gene Ontology annotation, biological process: regulation of transcription by RNA polymerase II; developmental process. Gene Ontology annotation, molecular function: RNA polymerase II transcription regulatory region sequence-specific DNA binding; DNA-binding transcription factor activity, RNA polymerase II-specific; protein dimerization activity. NCBI's taxonomy places the organism in Eukaryota, Metazoa, Chordata, Actinopteri, Characiformes, Serrasalmidae. The record is from RefSeq and is a predicted model, not a curated record.